Lactuca saligna is the source of this 909-nucleotide messenger RNA. The record is from the annotation of a GenBank genome assembly. Lineage: Eukaryota; Viridiplantae; Streptophyta; Magnoliopsida; Asterales; Asteraceae.
AUGCUGAAGAAGCUGGAUCCUACUAAUUCUGUGUUUUUGGCGUACAAACAAACAAUAGAUACCACAGUUUCAUCUGAUAUUCUAUUGGAAAAGGAGAAGAAGAAAUCAAGGACAGGAAAGAAAGAUGAAUCUAGUUCUUCUGAGAAACCAGUCAAGAAAACGAAGACACAAAAAUCUCCUAAAAAGAAAUCUGCAGAUGUUGAUGACUCUAUUCCACAAGAUGUCUCAGUUGCUGAUAAUACAAUGGCUGAUGACAUCAAUGUAGACAUAUCUAAUACGGAUACAAAUGUCAUUAUGGGUUCAGAUAAUGUGGAGCCUGAUGAUUCUGAAAAUGCGAAGAUUGAGAGUCCAAAAACUGCGAUGGUGAUGAUCAUGGCUGAUAUAGGGGGUAGUUCAUUUGUUUCAAGUUUGGAGGUGGAUUCUAUGUUGAAAAUCUUUGAAGGGCGUGUUACAAACAAAGUUUCUGGGAUGAUACGGGAUUCUGAAGCAAGGGUGUUGGAGAAAGUUGAUAUUAAUGAUCAAACAAAUGAUAAUAGGAUGAGUUCUCAAAGAAAGGAUUUCUUACACGAAGUGAAGGAAUUGAAAGCUGUCACGAGAGAAAGGCAUGUUUUGUAUGUUCAAGAAUUAAAGAAAGUUCGUGAAGAUGUUAAUGUACAAAUUGCAGAACUUCGGGAAGAUAUGCAGAAGGAAGUUCAGGUUGUACAAAAAGAUUAUGCAUCCAUCAAUCAAAAAGUUGACAUUAUCUGUAAUGAUGUCACUAGAUUUGUCAAGCUAUAUGAAACAAUGAAUCCUCAGGUCAUCAAUCUUUCUGAACAGGCUGCAAAACAUUUUGAUGAAUUGGUUACUUUGUUAAAGGAACUGAAGGAGUUAUCAGUCAAACCAGUGUCAUCAUCUCUCAUUACUCCGUAA